Striga asiatica is the source of this 549-nucleotide messenger RNA. Lineage: Eukaryota; Viridiplantae; Streptophyta; Magnoliopsida; Lamiales; Orobanchaceae. The record is from the annotation of a GenBank genome assembly.
AUGAGGCUAUACUUCCCAUCUCAAAACCCUAACCCUAACUCAAAAAUGAAGGCAACUAAUUUUCUUUUACUCUUUACCACUCUUUCUUCCCUUUUUUUCUUAAACGCGCACGAUUUGAAAUCUCUCGUUUGCCAAGACCCAGAUCAUAUGGCCCCGAACUGCAACAAGACCUUGGCUUCGUACGCCUGUACCCAGGCAUGCGGACCCAAUCCAACCGACACCCUCAAAACCAUAAAGUGUGUGGGCCAUUUCGUUAACAUGUUGGCCAUAAAUGCCACCAUGGCUGCCUGGAACAUGUCCAAUGGGCAGUGUACGGGCUAUUGCCAUUCCGCGUUGGGCCUACUCGAGGAUAGUGCGGAUCUCUGGAACAAGACCACCAAGUUCGAUCUCAGCGGCAUCAACGUUAUGGCCUCGGCUGCCGAGUCAUAUAUUGAGACGUGCACGGACAGUUAUGGGAAAUCGAGCUUGCCGGAGGCUUUGAAGGACAAACUCGACCUAGCGAAGGAGUUCAUCCAUAUCGUCCUCGUCAUAUCCAACAUGCUUCAUUAA